CGCGCUUCUAGAGGGGAACAGCGCGCGGUGCUGAGAAAUCUCUUCGCUCACUCUCUCACAUGCAUAGAAAUGCGGGAUUAACCCUGUGCGGAGAAGAUCCCUGUGCCAAAACUGCGUUGAUAGUCUACUUCUGAGGAAAGCGAAGGGGGAAAACCCGACUCCAUACGCUCUACCAUAUAUUGUUACAUUUUUACAUUAUUUCCGGUAGAUUACGCUAUCAUUCCGAAACGAAUAACGAGUGUGAUAAAUCUUGUGAGAACCUGUGCUCUCCUAAAAUGAGUGUUUGAGGAUUUAUGGACUGAAACGGGGGAAGUUGCUGGCAUUAGAACUGUUCCUGUGUUGAGAAACAACAGAAAAGACAUUUCAACACCCAUCAUCAGCCGUAAUUUCUUAUAUAUUAACACUUAAAUGAGUGCCGACGUUAUCAAACUGACGCGGAGUCCUGGGAAUGGCGAGGAAAAAUAACGCGGCUACUUAUGGAUUGGUUUCCAACGAAGGGAUUUUAUGUUUUCUUGAUGUCUGGAUUCUUUAAAGCAGGUGUUUAGGGCUCCGUUUAACCACGAAGGAAACGUCCACUGUAGUUGAUCCUCAGACAAGAAGCCUCAUUCUCGGCAGGAAAAAGUGAUCGACGAAGACUGAGGUGUUACCUCUCCAAGGGCCCAUGGAUCUCCCUGUGGUUUUGUUUCUGCUGUGGGGACUGUUGCUGGACUUGUUGAGUGGUGCUGUGGGUGGCAUUCUAUAUCGUGUGCAUGAGGAACAACCUCCAAGCACACUGAUUGGCAGUCUGGCUGCUGACCAGGGCCUACCAGACACUGGACACCUGUACAAACUGGAGGUGGGCACUCCCUAUCUGCGGGUGGAUGGCAAAACUGGAGAUAUCUUUACCACUGAGAUCCCCAUAGACAGAGAGACAUUGAAGGAUUGUCGUAAUAAAGGCAAGCCCUGCUUUCUGGAGUUUGAGGUGUCCGUCACAGACCUCAUUCAGAAUCAGAGUCCACGGCUGAUAGAAGGAAGGAUCGAAGUGCAGGAUAUCAAUGAUAACACACCACAGUUUCCCUCACCUGUCCUUACCCUCUCAGUUCCAGAGAACACCCACGUGGGGGCACUCUUUUCAAUUCCACUGGCCACUGACAAAGAUACGGAGAGAAAUGGAGUAGCUGACUACACCCUAUCAGCAGGACCAGAGGCUGUAGCACUCUUUGGUCUGCAAGUUGCAGAGGACCGAGGUGAAAAAUUACCUCAACUCAUUGUAUUGGGAAGCCUUGAUCGGGAACGUAAAGACUCCUACGAUCUCACCAUCAAAGCUGUGGAUGGAGGCAAUCCACCUCGCUACAGCAGUGCCUUGCUGAGGGUUGUCAUUGCUGAUGCCAACGACAAUGCACCCCAAUUUGAAAAAUCCUCCUACGAAGCAGAGGUUGCAGAGAACAGCCCAAUUGGACACUCUGUGUUACAGGUGAAGGCUAAUGAUUCAGACUUGGGUCCUAAUGGUGAGAUUGAAUACACAUUGCAUCAGGCCGUUGAUCCUGUGCCAAAACUUCUCCGGAUAGACCGCUCAUCAGGCAUCAUAUAUGUCAAAGGCCCAUUGGAUCGUGAGGAGAUCAACAAUUUGAAAUUUUAUGUCGUUGCACGAGACAAAGGCCCCUCACCCAAGAGUUCCAAAACAUAUGUUUCUAUUGAUGUAACUGACCAGAAUGACAAUGCACCAGCAGUGGAGAUUCGAGGCAUUGGUCUUGUGACCCAUAGUGAUGGAGUAGCAAACAUUUCAGAGGAUAUGCCUGUAGGCACUGCAGUGGCAUUGGUACAGGUUUCAGACAAGGAUGAGGGAGAGAAUGCCGUGGUGACCUGUGUGGUUGCUGGUGAUGUUCCUUUCCAACUUCGGCCAGCCAGUGAUUCAUCAGUUGAUAACAAGAGGAAGUAUUUUCUGCAGACCACAACACCUCUGGACUAUGAAAGGGUUAGGGACUACCGGGUGGAGAUAGUGGCAGUGGAUUCAGGCAAUCCGGCUCUGUCCAGCACUAACUCACUAAAAGUCCAAGUGACUGACACAAAUGACAAUUCCCCCAUUUUCUCACCGACUCUGUUUGAAGUAGAGUUUGCGGAGGAGAAUCAGCCAGGAGAAAAGGUGGUAGAUGUAGUUGCCUCAGAUGCAGACAGUGGCACUAAUGCAGAGCUGGUCUACAGUAUUAUUGCAGACUCUUCAACAAGGGGACUUUUUGAGAUUGACCCUAACUCAGGUGAAGUACGUGCUCGGAGCCCUCUUGAUCGUGAGCAUAAGGAGCGCUACGAGUUCCGUGUUACUGCAGCAGAUAAAGGGGUUCCCAGUCACAGGGGUACUGCCACAGUUGUAAUCAAGGUACUUGAUCGGAAUGACAACGAUCCCAAGUUCAUGCUGAGUGGAUACAGCUUCUCAGUCUUGGAGAACAUGCCACCCCUUAGCCCUGUUGGCAUGGUAACAGUACAGGACAUGGACGAAGGUGAGAAUGCUCAAGUGCAACUUUCUGUGGAACCUGAUGUAGGCAAAUUUGUGAUCCAGAAUGGUACUGGCACCAUUCUGUCGAGUAUCUCCUUUGACCGAGAGAAGGAGAGCAGUUACACAUUCCGCUUGAAAGCUGUAGAUGGAGGGGAUCCACCAAGAUCAUCCUAUGUUGGCGUGACCAUAAAUGUCCUCGAUGAAAAUGAUAAUGCACCUGUUGUCACCAAACCAUCUAACUCAUCAUUCAUACGUCUAUCACCCAUGACUGCUCCAGACAGUGUUGUGGAAGUGGUCGAAGCGGAGGACAUUGAUUCAGGCUCCAAUGCUGAGCUCGUAUACAGCAUUUCCGGGGGAAAUCCACAUGACCUUUUUUACAUCUCUCCAUCUAAUGGCGAGAUCACAUUAACCAAGGAACUAACUCGUAAACACAGUGGUCUGCAUCGAUUGGUGAUAAAAGUGAGUGAUAGGGGAAAACCUUCCCGCCACGCCAUUGCCUUGGUACACAUUUACGUAAAUGAAACCAUUGCCAAUGUAAGUCACGUGGAGGCACUUGUGGGGCAUAGCUUGUACACCCCACUGGACAUGGACAUUGCAGGAGACCCAGAUUACGGUUUGGCUGCCCAAAGAAGCAACAUUGUAUAUGGCAGUUUAGCUGGAGUGGCGGGAGUGGUCACUGUGAUUGUUGUAGUGGUCUUCAUCAGGCAUCGCCUUCAAAGAGAAUCUAAGAGUGGUUAUCAGGCUGGCAAGAAGGAGACCAAAGAUUUGUAUGCCCCCAAGCAAGGGCCAAAAAGUGGCAAGGGCAGAAAGGGUAAAAAAGGUAAGCCACCAAAAUCACCCAAACCUCUUGGAGAGGAUGAGGAAGUCAGCCUUCAAAAGAGUCUGAAAUUUAACCUUGAUGGGGUCAACGACAGCCCCAGGAUCCAUUUGCCUCUGACAUAUCCGCCUGGAAGCCCUGACCUAGGCAGGCACUACCGUUCCAAUUCCCCAUUGCCCUCCAUCCAGCUCCAGGCCCAGUCCCCAUCUGCCUCCCAAAAGCAUCAGGCUGUCCAGGAGCUUCCAGCUGCCAACACCUUUGUGGGAACAGGCGGUGAUGACAACUCCACCGGCUCAGACCAGUACUCGGAUUACAGCUACAAGACCAAUCAACCAAAAUACAGCUCAAAAACGCUCCCGCAUCGCAGAGUGACAUUCUCCACAGCCAAUCCCGUGCAAGAUCAGCAGGACUCCUCUCAGCAGAGCUACUAUGACAGUGGUCUGGAGGAAUCCGAGACCCCCAGCAGCAAGAGCUCUUCAGGACCACGUAUCGGCCCCCUCGCCCUGCCCGAGGACCACUACGAAAGGACCACCCCUGAUGGCAGCAUCGGAGAGAUGGAACACCCAGAAACCGAUAUUCGCUCACUGCCUGAUGUUGCCAUGACAGGAAACUGCAGUCAGGAGUGCAGCGAGCUGGGUCACUCAGAUGCGUGUUGGAUGCCCGGUCAGCCUUCGCCCGUCCGCAAGACCCGCAACCCCCCUAAACUGUCCACGUUUGUGCCUUAUCAGGAGAGGGGGAGCCUGGGACGCCUGGCCAAUGGGAGCGUGAGGCUGGGAGGAGAGGAGAAUAGGCCACGCCUCCCACCUUCCCGUAGUGCCUACUCCAGCAGUGACCACACCCCAAGUGACCACGCCCCACUGGAGGAGGUGCCUCUGAGUGUGACAUCAGAGUUCCCGCCUACCAGCCCCCGCUCCAAUCACGCCUCGAAAAGAGAGAUAUACCUGUGAGAUAACCACACCCACCAUCUUUGAUUGACGCAUAUCAGAAAUUACAGAGACAGGGUUGCGAAAAGAGAACAUCGAAUUUGCAACAGGAUAUCAAUCAGAUAGUGGAAAAACACGCUAUUGUCAUAAUGUCCGAGUAGAUUAAUUGUAUUUAUUUAUUUAUUCAUGCGUUCAUCUAUUUAUUACCAUCACUUUUACUGUUCUUUUCAACUGUUUGUACCGUUUUUGCAUACCAUCAAAAACAACCAACGCAUACUUUUAUGUGACUUAGCAAACGUUUAGCUUCGCUAGCCUACAGAAUGUUCAUGGCUUCUUCUACUAGAUUACCAAGUGCUGGAGUGGGCAGGAGAAACUGCUGUAAAAGGGUCUUGAGCCACAUCCAGAGUGUCUAACACUCUUAACUUGAUCCUGUCCUCAGAGGAGAGCAGUCUUUAUACAUGUAAAACGCUGUAAAUACAUUUGUAUGGUGUACAUAUGAAUAUUACUAUCAGGCUCAAGUUGAAAAAUAGUGACAGGUUACAUCUAAAUCAGCCUGAACACCUGAAGUGUGUGUUGGUACCACUGCUUUCGAGGGUCUGAACAUUCAUAAUGGUCAUAUGGGAACGUGAAUAGAUGAACUGGAGUGAAGGGAAAAAUGUCCUAAUGGUGCUCCAUGACCCUCGUUGUGCCCGUCUACGACCCAGAUCCUCACCUGCUGUACUGUAUGUCCAUAUUCGCACUGCAGCAUGGUGUAUAGUUUUGUGUUUGGUGAGGGUGGGCAGUGGGUUUAACAGCGAUUAACUAUGACAGACCAUAACAUAUGCCGGUCUGUGCAUUCGUGUGUCAGGGGACCUACUGUCACGAAAGUAACACAAGUGGCUUCUGGCACAUUAACACGUUAUUCAACAGAUGAGAAUGUGCGUGCAUACUUUUGUGUCGUGGCAGAACUUGUGUUUUUUGGCACUGUGAAUCUCUCCUGAACUCCCACGAUAUAGUGCAAACGCUGCCUGGCACUCGCAAAGACGCCUACGGCUCACACAGCACAGCCUCAAUGAGGAGGAGACCACCUGCCUCCCCUCAAAUUAUCAGUAGAGUUGUGUUAACUCAACGGUGUGUUAAGUCCACAAACACACCUAGUCUCCAUCAAAUGGGUCCAUUUUUCGCCACACUCAUAUUCACUGUCCUGUUUUCUUUGUUUACAUAGUUUUUACAGUUCGAAAUGAAAUCGUUGUGUCACUCUAUUUAGACUUUGUUUGAAGAACAAAUGUAUUAAUGCCUUAAAACAGUUGUAUAUAACAAUCACAAUGGACAAAUUAGACUGAUAAUCCUGUCUUGUCUUUCGCAUGUCAAUUGUGCAUGUUUUUUUUCCACGGUCGAAAAAUGACAAAUGUUACAAAUGAUCACAUCACCAUUCGCCAUUUGCCUAUUUUCAGCAACUCUUUUUUUUUUUUUACGUAAAUGUUCUGUCCUCCAUUGAUUGGGUAUUUCUUCAGGUUAGUUUUUUUCUUUGACACUGUGCUGACUAUCUAACCUGCUCUAAAGCUGUGUCUCCCCUCCAAGUUUCCGAGAAUCUCUGGGGGACCAUUUUGACAAUGACUAUCUAGUGUGCUCAAGAACCAUAUAUCUGAUGGACAUUAUCAUUACUAUUGCAUCGCCUCAAUAUCUCUACUUUUUCAACACAUACUGCAGCACAGUACCUGCCCAGAUCCCGGCGCUUUGUCUGCAGGGGGGUUGACGAUGGGCAUUUCCUUAAUUAGGGUGAGUAAUGAGUGUGGUGCAGUUGGCAUAUGCGAACACUCCAGCCCCCAAAGGAAGCACAGAUCACAGAAAAAGAUCCCGGUCCAAACGCUUCAAUUGUUUAGCGAGUCACAAUUUUCACAGCACUUACCUCAUCGUGACUGCCUUCAGCACCUCUCGCCGAAUAAUUAAGGCUGAAACGUAUGGAAAUUACUGGACGUAGCCAUGAUUAAAUAAGGCGAAUGAUUAUCCCGCCCUAAGGAAAGAAAGCACAUUAUGCUGUUUUCAAAGCCAUUUAGUGACUGAUAGAAAAAAAAAAAAUCCAACGAGAGUCAUGAUCCAGCGUAAUUAGCCCAGCUCACUUUUCCUCCUUCGUGCUGCAGCCGCGCUCUUCCCAGGCGAACGCUGACCUGGACUUAACACGGCUAAAAGAUAGAGAUGACCACAAAACUCCACCACCACUUAAAGGCUUUCAUCUACUCAAACUCUGAGUGAAGCAGGUUCUGACCUUCCUCCACUCUGUUGCCGGCCUGAGUCAGAUAGUCUGAAUUGCAGGUUUUGACUGCUCUGGCUUCAUCUCGGCUGUUUUAUUCCUAGUAAUUCUAAGGUUAGACUCCUAGAGUCCUUCGGCCCAAAAUGCCGGAGGACGGACGGAGGAGUGUCCACUUCUCGUGGUUGUUUUUUAAACUGGUGUUUAGAUGUGUGCUCUUUCACUGUUAGAUGUCUGGAUGUGAUGAGACAACCGUAACGAACGAGGGAGUCUUUUCUUCGUCCUUAGAGCGAGACUUUUCUACAUAGACUAACGAAAACUGGUGUUUGUGGUAAACAUCUCUUAAAAAGUGUUCUGUACAUAGCUCUCCACAUUCCCCGUGCGUGGUGUCAAGCAGGCGACGAGUUGAGCAUGAAUUCCAAAGAUAAUUGGUAAAAACCGUUUACUGUUCUUGCUGAAAUGUUAGUGCCGGUUCAGAAACCUUUUUCUUGAGAGCUAAAGCGACGUUCACUGCACAAAACUCAUCUUCACCGUUCACCCCAAAACUGAAGACAGCUGCCUUGAAAGUAUGUCUUUUGCAGGAGAGUUCAAAACUUGUUAUCCUUAAUUGUUGGUUAUAUUUAUAUAGGACUAAAAAUGCUUGUGAUGAUCUGUUUUUGUACAGUUUUAUGUACAUGCAAGUGAAGCUUUUUAAAUCUUACAACAAAAGCCGAUGGCAUAUAAAAAUCGUAAAGUGUUUAUUGAGAUGUGCACAUCUUGCCUUGGAUGGAUUGAUCUUUUUUGCCGAGUCAGUGUGAAUGUGGCCGUUGUAUGCCUGCACCGUAGUCAUUCACUGGCUCCUGUCACCGAGGGCUUUAUCAGAUUUUAUGUUUAUUGUGAACAGUGGAUUGUCCGAUCCGACUUUGUUUGUUUGAUUCCCAUGUGUUUUGUUUUGUUCCGUUUCCGCAUGUUGAAAACAAACCCCUUGUAAUAAGUCCUUGCAAAGUUUGUAAUAAAAUGAGUGAAGAAAAUAAAAACAAAGAAAUACG
Messenger RNA from Carassius auratus (goldfish), 7465 nucleotides. RefSeq names its product protocadherin-1-like. Gene Ontology annotation, biological process: homophilic cell-cell adhesion. The coding region runs from base 662 to 4234 and encodes 1190 amino acids. Gene Ontology annotation, cellular component: plasma membrane. The record is from RefSeq and is a predicted model, not a curated record. Gene Ontology annotation, molecular function: calcium ion binding. The transcript is spliced from 5 exons. Lineage: Eukaryota; Metazoa; Chordata; Actinopteri; Cypriniformes; Cyprinidae.